GAAGAUAAGAUAAAGGCCAUAUAAAGAGACAGGGAUGCGCAUCCAUCCUUUACCCUCAGCUGCAUCAGCGCCUCAGGACGGCUGUCUGUCUCCCCCUCGCCGCCUCACCUGUCACCAGAGCAAACGUAAGUGCAAAGAAAUUCAUCCCGCGGAGCUUUACGCAUCUGAUGCAAAGGACAGAUGCGCAGCCUGAGACACGAACACCGGUCUCUGAGUCUUGGAACUUUUUAAACUUGAACAUUUUAAUAAUUCCUGUGAAACAUUGAAAGGAUCUUUAUGACAGUGAGCCAUCUUUGUGAUUAAAACCUUCCCAGGAUGCCUCCCAGAAUCAGGAGCGCCUCUGAUGACCUGCAAGAGUCAGAGACGCGCAGCGGAAUUCAUCCAAAGGCGGAGCAGGAUGUCCUCAGAGAAGCUGCUGGUCCUGCUUUGAGCUCCAGCGCAGACUCACCUCACAAACCGCCGUUUGGAAACAUCACGACCUUCAAAUUUUCCAGACCGAGAGGUGAGGCGCGCGGCAGGCGCAGGGUGAAGGCCAACGACCGAGAGCGCCACCGGAUGCACAACCUGAACUGCGCUCUGGACGCGCUGCGGACAAUCCUGCCGGCGCUGCCCGACGACGCCAAGAUGACCAAAAUAGAGACGCUGCGUUUCGCGCGCAAUUACAUCUGGGCUCUGACCGAGACCCUGCGGAUGGUCGACCACCACGUGCGCCCGGAGCAGCAGCCGCCGGGGGGGUCAGGGCCGAGGAGUCCGGCCAGCGCCUGCUCAGACUGGGACUCUGCGUCCUCCGGAGAGCCCUGGGGCGGAUCCUCUGACUCUACCUGCUCUGCAGAUCACCUGGACUGCCGCGCGCCCUCAGUCUUCCCCGUCACUUCACACUUCCGGUCUGUCUGUAGUGGCGUGGAUGCCGGAAAUACUUGGCUUUCUGAAGGUCAAAGGUGAUCUAUCUUAUAGACAAACAUUAAAAAUGGACAUUGGAGGUUCUCAGGUGACAAUCACCUG
Messenger RNA from Oryzias latipes (Japanese medaka), 1002 nucleotides. NCBI's taxonomy places the organism in Eukaryota, Metazoa, Chordata, Actinopteri, Beloniformes, Adrianichthyidae. The record is from RefSeq and is a predicted model, not a curated record.